Molecule: messenger RNA, 11891 nt
Organism: Pogonomyrmex barbatus (red harvester ant)
Lineage: Eukaryota; Metazoa; Arthropoda; Insecta; Hymenoptera; Formicidae
Gene: sls
Product: sallimus
Molecular function (GO): protein kinase activity; protein binding
Source: RefSeq, a predicted model, not a curated record
AUGGAUAUAAUUUCUCAUCAAAAUAAUCUUCCUAACUUCAAUCUGUCAUAUUACAACAGCAACUGUUGCUUGGGACCGCUCUUUUUCCGUUCGUCUUAUCGAUCUUAUCCUAAUCAGUCGCACUCUUACCGAACUAACGCUCAACCCAUAUAUUGGCACAGCAAGACACGGACGCAACAAUAUGUGCGUCUGUAUGUAUGUAUAAUAUUUGCCAUUUAUAUUUUCAGAAAAAUUGUUGAUAUUGAAGAGACUCAAUUUCUGGAAACUACAGAGUUCAUAGAAGAUAAAUCUGAAGAGAUAUCUAGAGCACGAAGAAUAAUACCAAUUCAAGAGCCAAUCAUAACUGAAGCAACAACUUCCUUGAAGAAAAUUGAUGACCAAAAAUCGCGAGAGCAUUUACCUAAAGUCGAAAAACGUGCCAAACGAAUUGUCGAAGAGCAAGAAAGUAUUAUCGUAUCAGAAAUUACAAGUGAAGAUACUGCUCCUGAUUUCACCAUCGAAACAAAACUCGAUAGCGCUCAAAUUACUUCGGAAACUCUGCAAAAAGUUUCAGUCACAGAAGCACAUGUAGAAAGUAGUGUGUUAGAAACGAAACAUACAGAAGUGAAACAGAAAAAAGCGAAGAAAAUAAAAGCAGAAAAGAUAGAAGAAGAUAUUACUGUAAAAGAGAUUGUACAGCAACAAAAAGAAAAUAUAGCUCGGGAAGUCGAUGAGAUAAUGGAAAUGCUUGAUGCAAAAGAAUUUGGUCCGGGUGAAUUUCCCUUGCGAGAACUCGCGAUAAUAGGCUAUUUGGUUCGACAAGGUGUUUCUGUAAACGAAAUCAAUCAAUGUCUUUAUAGGACUGAAAUCUUUCCUGCUCUAAAAACACCUGAUGCUCAAAACGCUUUAGUUCAAUUGGUAGAAAGAAAAGGCCAUGGUCCUUUAAUUACUCAAGUACUUACCGAAGAGACAACAACCGAUGAGAGUUUUGUUGCAGCAACAGUUGGUUUUCGUGCUUUUAUGAGGAUGGUCGAACUUCAGCACGCAACGGUGGAAGAAAUCAUCACACAUUUUGCUCCGGACGAUUUCAAACCGCGUGCUUGGGAAGUUACAGAAAUUUCCGAGGUCGAAACUGAGCAGCAUGCUAUGGACAGUGUAGAUGUCGUUCAUAAAACGGAAGUUUAUUUUAUGGAGAAAAGAGAUGAAAGGAAAGCUACUCAGGAUAUUCGCGAAAUUAAAGAAUACGAGGACACACGGCAGGCACACACAACAUUGCGCAAACGCAAAGAUAGAAAACCAAAGGAUCAAAUUGAAGAAACAACACAAGAUAGGGAAGAGGGGGUUCAAAUUGUAAAAAUCGAGGAAGUCGAAGAGAUUGAAAAAGAAAGAAAAAAAGAAGAAAUCGAAGAAGAAAUUAUUGAACUCGAACGGGACUCAAAGGGCAGAUUGAUUUAUAAGCAAAAGCAAGAUAUACAAGAACAGGUAGAUGUAGAGGAAGAGGAAGAUACAAUUGAAAAUGUUAGAAAAACAUUAACGCCAAAAAGGCCAAAUAUCGGUCAAGAUGAAAUACAACUGGAAGAAAUAGAAGAAUUUGAAAUAAUAAAGGAACCAUUAUUGCCAUCUAUCGCUUUAAAUGUAUCUAGUCAACGUAACCAAAUAAUACCCUUAGAUCAUAUAAUCGAGCAAGCGCCUGGAAAACCCGAAUCGACAAAAGCUAAGUAUACAUUGGACACUGUUCUCGCGCUAACAGAACAGACGAUGUCAGUACAUGAAAAAGAAAUCGAUCAAGUAACGAUCAUUAAGCCUAUCGAACGUAAAGCAUCGAUAUCAAUCUCAUCGAUAGAACCAUAUUCUACCGUAGAAACAACAGCACAUAUAUCUACUGAUGAAUUCUCAGAUACUUUCAAAGCCGCUUCUUUUGAAGCUACCUCUAUGAUAAUAACAAAAGAAAGUCUUCUUAUCAGCGAAACUAUGACUCAUGAUGAUAACAUAUCAAGUCUAACUUUGAUCACACCGGAAAUGAGUCGAAAUGCAAAUGUGCAGGUUACUGUACAGGAAGCCACAUCUGUUAGAGAGACUAUAGUUAAUCAAAGUGAAAUACCUACCGAAGAUUUUAUAACACCGUUAAGUGUUACGGCGGAAGAUAUCGUUUUACCACAAAUAUCACUUUCGGUUUAUGAGAUACAAGAAGGUUUGGCUGAAGAUAAAUUGGAAUCUGCAAAAACGAUGUUUACGAAACCUCGAAUUAAUGUCAAUGCAAUAGAACCAUUAAUGGUGGAAGAAAUACAUUCCGAGGAUAAACCAGGAAAAUAUUAUCCGGAAUUAAUAGUACCUACUGAAGUUGCCACCGAAACGAUAAUCUCGCAAAAACAACGUAUAACUGAAGAAAUGAAUGCACCCGAAAAAGAAGGAACAUACAUUCCAGGUAAAUUACCACCAAGUCAAAUGGCUCAAAUCGGAAUCACCUAUGGAAACGAAACAGCUGUUAUUCGUCACGAUUUUGUUCAGGAGCGCGAAGGUGAAUAUAUUCCUGAUCAUAAAAUAGAUUCUUUCGAAGCGACACCGAAUAUCACUGUUUUAGAAGGAGUCACAAUUUCAACAAUUGAUACUCAACAAAAGGAAGAUGAUUUAACAAUCGAACAAAGCAAACAUAUUACGGCUGACUUAAAUGUUGUCGAAAUUAUAUCAGCCGUGACAAUAGAGACAAUGACUUCUGAAAAAGAACAAGACUAUCAUAAUGAAGAAAAGCCCACCACUAAAUCAGCCAUUACGUCAAUUUCUUCAUUAGAGAUUGGUUCUAUAACAGAUACAAUUGUUCAAGAAUCCGAAGGAAGUUACAGUGUUGAUCAAAAACCAUGCGGAGUAUUGGCGGAAACGUCAGUCCGACCAGAGGAACAUAUCUUGAUAUCUCAAAUUCAAACUGCAGACUAUCCCGCAGACUUAAAAGACACGCUCAAGUAUAUUUCAGAGAGCGGUACUAUAUCCGUUCAAUUGACAGAAGCGAAAACUAUUCUCGAAACGCUUGCUCAUGAUCAAGAGACUACUAUGAAGGAAGAUGUUACACCAGAAACUCAUACGAUCGAAACAAUCUACGACGUUGUUAGAGGUAUUGAGAUAUCGCAAACUACUUCCAUAGAAAAAGAAGCCGAUUUAAAAAUAUUUGAGAUGCCUGAAUCACAUCGCGGCAAAACAGUGCCUACUCAUCCAAUGAUUUCACUUGAAGUUCAAGAAACUCAACCAGAAAAUAAUUUAGGUGAAGUAAUAAAAGAUGCCUUAUCAAUAGCUACAGCUAAAAUUGGAGCAAUCGGUCUACAAGAGAUGAUUGUUGGUGAGACUAUUGUGGCGGAAGAUGUAGCUCCGGCGAGGAAGGAUAAGGGUCCCGAGACUACGACCGCCGUAAUCUCAAUGAAUCAAAUCGAGAGCUUGCAUACUACGAUGGUCAUAGCAGGUGAAAAAGAAUCCGAAUACAUUGAAGCGACUGAUGUUAAAGAUGCAUUUGCAAAUACUGAAUAUAUGACGCAAGUGGUUCCAAUAUGCGAACAAGUAAGAACAGAAUCGCCUACCGAAGAAUAUCUAGCGGUAGACAAACCUAUAAGUGGAAAAGCAUAUACAUCUCACAUUCCUAUAGAGACUAUUAGCGUUGCUAUGCAAGAAACCGCGGAAAAGGAAGAAAUUUAUAAAGCGGAUACAAAACCUGAAGGAAGGAUAGCAAAUAUUGAACUCACGGAAAUGAAACCUGGUGCCAGCGUUUUAGAAAUAAUUCCACAUGAUCUUGAGAAUAUUUAUACACCAGAUACUGGUCCACAGACCCAUAUGGUUGAAUCAUCCAUAACUGGUCAUACUAUCGCGUCAAAAGCAGAAGUCAUAGUGGAACAAAGUGCUGGAAAAAUAAGCAGCGAUAUUCCGAAAUCAGGCAAAGCAAUAAUACAACAAGAAGCUCUAGAAGAAUUAAUAAUAACAGAAACAAAUGUCAGUGAAGCAGAACGAGUUAGAGAGGAAGAUACGCGUCCUAUUCAACAAAAUGCCGCAGUCGAAGUAUGCGCUCGAUCUGAAAAAUUAACUGUCACUGAAGUAACAACUAUAUUAAAGGAAGAAGAAUUGCCAAUGGAUAAAUUACCAAAUGAACGAAGAGUUAUAUUAGAUAUAACCGAAGGCCGUGAGAUAGCCGAAACGCAAGAAAUGAUUCUUGCAAACAAUAUAAGUGAAUUAAAAGAAGAAAAACCAAAUCAAGAAAGUGCCAACCAGUUGCAAAACGGACUAGAUGUUGUACAACAGAUGGAAGUAUCGAUAUCUGAGAAAGAAUCUCCUUUAAAGAUGGAUGUGAAACCUGAUGUUAAAAAUAUUGGUAUUAGUUUCCAAGAGGGAGAAAGUCUGACAAUUGAAAUUACACAUCCCGAAGACAAAGAAGAUGUGCUUGAUGAAAAACAGGUGCCGAAAACAGCCGAAGCUACAAUCAAUGUAAUAACACACAAUAUAGCGUCGAAAUUUGAGAUUGUUAGUAAUGUCACCCCAAUUGAAUUAUCUACCGAAUUUACUCAAGAAGCACGUCCUAAAGCAACAUUAUUACCAUUUGAAACAGCUAUUGCUGAAGAAGUACAGACAAGAGAAACUGAAAAGGCUUUCUUUCAUAUGCCAGCGCCAGAGAAAAGAGCUAAUCUUGAAUUUAUAAUAGGCGAAGGGCUUGUUGUAUCUUCUGUGACAGCAAGUGACAAGGAAAGCAUAUUCGCAGAAAUAGAAAAACCGCAAUUAAAGUCUGCUAGUUUUGAUAUUCCCGCACAUAUUGUGGCAGAAGCUGUCGAAGUAACUGCGACCGAUAACAUAAGAGAAUUAAUACAUGAAGAAACAAUCUCCGCGAUGGCUACGACUGAGCAUAUCACUCAUUCUAGUAUUGUUACAUCCGAUAUGUCAGUUGGUGAUUCAGAACAACCUAUGCUCGACUUUAUUACACCAGAUAAGAAAAGAGUCGAUGUAUCGUUCGAAGAAGAAACGAGUGUAACAGUAAUUGAAACAAUUGCAUCUGACAAGGAACGAGAAUAUUUGAAGAAACUGAAUAUUCCCAGCGAACAAAUUACCACCAGCUUUGACGCUCAUAAAAUCGCCGAGCUCACCGAGAUUACACCGGCUAUUUAUCCAGGAGAUUUGGAUGUGAAAGCGCCAAUGAGUGCAGCAGCGAAAGAGGAACGUUUACCGUUUGAAAGCAUUGUUCAAAGUGAAACUGUUGCAACAGAAACAGAAAUAGAAUUUAAAGAUAAACCAACUAAAACCGAUACGGCCCAUAUAUCUGUUGAUGAGAUUAUCAGUGCCACUAUGUUCACUGAAAUUCCAGGCGAAAAAGAAGAUAUCCUUCGAAUUCCCAAAAAACCUAUAGAGAAAAAAGCCGAGGUUCAGUUUACCGGACAUGUUAUUGCUGAAAAAAGCGAAGUCAAUCCCGCUUCUAGUGCUGGAAUACUGAUGGAAACGAAACCGACUUCUAUUACAGCUAUACUUUCAAGUAUUCCGUUAGAGGCAGUAGUACAAACAGAAACACAGCCAACGGAAGCGGAGGCUACACUCGGGAAAGAUAAAAUACCAUCUAUGACUGAAGCUGAUCUUUCAAUGAUAGUGGAACAAAGUAUAGAAAUAUCUUCAGUAAUCUUGGAGGAUAAAGAAACCGAAUAUAGACCGAAGGAAACACCAAAACCAAGAACAGCGGAGAAAGCGCUAAUUGAGACUCAUGGCGUGGCCGAAACAAUAAUGCAGAUUCCUGAUUUUAGUACCGGCGAAAUUGCAACUGGCGAAAUACCAUUGGCUGCUGUUGCAAUUCCAGAUCAUAUAGUUUUUAAUCCGUUAGUAGAAUCACAGCCUGUUAUUCAAGAAAAAGAAAAAGAAUUUGUUCCAACAUUAAUGCCAGAAAAUAAAACUAUAAAUAUUGAUAUGCAAGAAGGCAAAGCAAUUGUAAGUAUAGCACAUGUAACACCUAUAGAUAAAGAAUCACCGUAUGUCAUCGAAGAACAACCGCGUAAACAUGCUGCUUCAUUCAAUAUCAAUGCCACUCACGGUAUAGCAGAAACAACCGCGGUAGCUGUUGAACAUUCUAUAGGAAAAGUAACUAUUGAAAAACCAGAUAUUAAAACAGUAUCGUCUACGCACGAAGUGCAUCAAAGUCUCUUAGUGACCGAAGGCAUAUCUCAAGACCGAGAGAAACCUUUCGAAGAUAAAUUCAUGCCUGAAAUGCACAAAACAGAAUUAUCCGUUGAGGAGGGUAAGCGCGUUACUUCUGUUACAGAAAUUAAAAUAGCUGAUAAAGAAGCUCCCCUUAAAAUGGUAUUGGAAGAUAGAACUCAUUUGGCACUCUCGGUUAUUACUCCUGGUCAUGAAGUAGCCGAAAGAUCUGAAAUAAUUCUCAAUUCAAGUACAGGUGAAAUAAACGAAGUUAUAGCACCAACAAAAAUAACAGCGCUAAUUAAUCAAAAACCUUUUGAAACAGUGCAAUUAACCGAACAAAUUCCCAUAGAGAAAGAAGUGGACAGCAUUCGGGAAACACCACUGACAAAAACAAGUGCACGUGUUGUUUUAGAUGAAAAUAGAUUUGUCGCUAUUACAGAAUCUAUUACUGCUCAAGAUGUAGAAGAAGAAUUUGCUACAAAGAAACUUCGUCAAGAGGCAGCGAAUCUUUUAAUGGAGGGCAAAGAAGUAGCCGAACGAACGGAGAUUAAUUUACGCGAAGGACUCGGAGAAUUACCUGUGACAUCAGAACCUAUUAUAUGCGAAGCACAUAGAAUUCAGUCUACUUUGGAAAGUAUUGAUGUGAUCGAAACGAUUUCUCAGGAGCAAGGUACAGCAUUCUUUGAUAAAUUCAAACCUAAUACAUGUAACGUUGACAUCAGGUUUGUCGAAGGAAAAAGUAUUACUGUAGAUCACGUUGUAGCACAGGACAAGGAAAAAACGAUAAAUAUUCCGAGAUAUGAAGAGAGUACGGCUAGGAUAAAACUAACAAAAGCUGGUAUGGAUGUUGCACAAAAGGCUCAAAUAUUUGUCGAGCAAAAUAUUGGUUCCGUUAAACCUUUAGAAAAAAUACAAGCAGAAGCUCAUAUAAAGCAAGAUGAGUUUCAAUCUAUCAUUAUUCAAGAAGUUCCAAGUGCAGAAAGCGAAGAUACUUUUAAUAAGUAUCCAAAAUUGAUAUUGAGCACAGCUGUGCCAAAAUUUGAGGAAGGUCAUAGUGUGUUUAUUACGGAGGUAACAUCUGGUGAAGUCGAAGAAUCAUUCGAAGAGAAGAAACAUAAAACGUCACAAAUAGCCAUCCGUUCUAUUGUAACCGAACGCGAUUCAAUAGAGACUACAAUGGUGGAAUCACGAGUCAAUGUACCUGAACAACUUCCUGAUCGUACUUCAGUACCACAAGUAGCCACGCCGGCCCAAGACAUGUUUGAAAGCAUUAUUAUCAACGAAAAUCUUAUCGAGGAAAGCGAAAAGACUUUUGAUAGUCUUUUUAAACCAAUGACACAAAAAGCAAAUAUCAAUAUAACGGAAAUAAAACCGUUACAAAUUUCAGAAACAAUUAUCGAAGAUAAGGAAAAAGUAUUGGAUAUUGCGACAAAACAUUCUGAAGUCAAAGCUACGCCAGGCAUUGAUCUGUUUCAAACUAUCGAAGGUUCUUUUGUAGAAAGCAUACAAAGCACUCAAGAGCUCUAUGAAGACAAACCACUUUCUUCUCAAGCAACUAUAAGUCAAACCACGAUGGAGACGAUAGUAAACGUUGAAACUACGACGGCUGAAAAGGAGGAUAUUUUUAAGAGCACUUUUCAACCUGAAAAACAAAAAGGCAAUCCACAGUUCGAAGGUCUUACGACAGUUGUAAUUACUGAGAUAGCUUCUAAUGAGAUUGAGAAUAUCUUACCUGAAGUUGUUCCACCGAAACAGCAUCAGGCGCAACCAAAUUUAACGAGUAAAGAAGCCGCGGAAAUUCUUCAAAUAGUUACUGCAAACACAACCCAAGAUCUUGCGGAAACUACUAAAUUAUACGAACAAAGAGGUAAAUCAGAAUUUGAAGAAUUAUCAUCACUAACCAUUUCCGAAAUAGUUUCAAAUGAAGUUGAAGACGUCUUAAUCAGUAAAAUUACUCCAAAAGAUUGCAAGGCUGACUUCAAUGUUUCUGGUAGAGAAGCCGCCGAGACAAUUCAAGUAACAACAAUAUCCGAAACCAAUGAGCUUGCUAUAAAAGGACCUGAAGAACAGAAAAGUAGCCAACAAAUCAAUGAACUAAUUCCAUUGACUAUUUCACAAGUUAUUUCUAAUGAAACCGAAGAAACAUUAAUUAGCACUGAAUUUCCUAAGAGGAAAAUAGCACAACCAAAUUUAUUUGGUAGAGAUAUCGCGGAAACAACACUAGUCUUAACAAUGACUAGCGCUGAAGAAUUUAUUCCUAAAAAAGAAACCGAAAAACAAAAAGGUAAACCCACUCUCGAAGAAUUAACGCCUUUAAUGAUUUCACAAAUAGAAUCUCAGGAAAUCGAAAGUGUUCUCGCCAGUCCCAAAAUUCCAAUCAAGAGAAUGGCGCAGACAAGUUUGUAUGGAAGAGAUAUAGCGGAAACUAUGGAAAUAACGACUGUAUUAAAUGUAGAUAAAUUUGUUGAACUUCAAAAGCCUGAAGUACAAAAAGGAAAACCGAAUCUCGAAGAAUUAUUACCUUUGAAUGUAAUGCAAACCGUAUCUAAUGAAACGGAAACUUUUCUGCUUAGUCCAGAUAUUCCUGUGGAAAAAAUAGCACAAGCUAAUUUAUCCGGUAGAGAUAUAGCCGAAACAAGCCAAAUUUUAACGAUGAUAAGUACAGAAGAACUCUCACAACAAAUAGCACCGAAUGAGCGUAAAGGAGAAUUCAAGGUAGAAGAAUUAUCCUCUUUGACUAUAUCUCAGGUAUUGUCUCAUGAAACUGAAGAAACUUUUCAGAGUCCUGAUGUACCUAGUCUACUUACGGCAAUGCCUACGAUGUCUGGUAGAGAAAUUGCUGAAACUUCUCAAGUACUCACCGUUACAAAUACCGAAGAAUUUUCGAGACCCAAAAGUCCAAUAGGACAAGAAGGUAAACCACGUGUGGACGAGUUUUCACCACUCACGGUUUCUCAAAUAAUAUCUAUUGAAACAGAAGAACAAUUGCCGAAUUUAGAAAGAUUAGACGAGAAAAUAGCAAAACCAUGCCUUUCUGGUAGAGAAAUAGCACAAAAAAUUGAAAUUGUAACCGCCUCAACUGUCAAACAAAUACCUGAAGUAAAGAAAAAAGAAGAUCAGAAAGGAAAGUUAGAUAUCGAAGAAAUGAAUUUUAUUAUUAUGUCUGAAGUAAUUUCUACAGAGAAAGAACAAGAAUUACCGAGUUACCAAGAGAUUCCAAAAGAAGGUAAAGCUCUGCCUAAAAUAUUAAGUAGAGAAGUAGCAGAAAUAUUAGAAAUCUUGCCAGUAAGCACCGUCAAAGAACUUGCAAAAAUGCAAAUAUCUGAACAACAGAAAGGAAAGCCAAAUUUAGAAGAAUUGAUGCCAUUAUUGAUAUUUGAAGUACCUUACAAUGAAGCGGAGAAAGAACUACCCACACUAAAUGAACCAACUAGGCAAGUAGCUGAAGAAAGUAUGUUGAGCAUGCGCGUUGCCGAAAAAUCACAAACAAUUCCAUCGUUAACAACGGAUGAGAUGAUAGAGACUGCCAAACCUCUAAUAAAGAAGAUAACACCGAAACAAAUACCAUACGAAAGUAUACAACAAACUGAAUCAAUUCCUCAUGAAAAAGAACGCCUACUUGUUUCUGAUAAACAAACAUCAAGUGCAACAGCCGAUAUUUCAUUUCGAAUUUCCGAAGGCAUUGAAGUUAUCCAAGUAACUACUACAGAAAAGGAAGUAAAAGAAAUCGUAAAAAGCCUAGAAGGGACUCAUCAGACUGCCGAGCAGAGUAUGUUAAGUAUGCCCGUAGCUCAAAAAUCUCAAGUGAUUAUAUCAUCAACAACUGAUGAGAUUAUAGAAUCUGCAAAACCUGAUAAGAAAAUAAUGCCAGAACGAGUACCAUUUGACAGUAUACAGCAAACUGAAUCGAUUCCUCAUGAAAAAGAAUGUUUGCUCGUUUCUGAUAAGCACACACCAAGUGCAACGGCUGACAUUUCAUUCCGUGUUUCCGAAGGUGUUGAAGUUAUACAAGUAACCGCUACGGAAAAGGAAGCACAAGAAGUUGCAAAGAGAGUGAAAGAAACAACUAAACAGACUGCCGAGCAGCGCAUGUUGAGUAUGCCCGUAGCUCAAAAAUCCCAAGUAGUAACAUCAUUAACAACUGACGAAAUUAUAGAAUCCAUAAAACCUGAAAUGAAACAAAUAAUUCCGGAACAAGUACCAUUUGAAAGUAUACAACAGAUCGAGUCAAUAAUUCAUGAAAGUGAAUGCUCACUUAUCUCAGAUAAAAGAAGAACACCAAGUACAAUAGCCGAUGUUUCAUUCCGCACUUCUGAAGGUGUUGAAGUUAUCCAAGUAACUACUACAGAGAAGGAAAUGAAAGAAAUUAAAGAAUUGGAAGAAACACCUAAUCAAAAAGCUCAGCAAAGCAUGCUAAGUAUGUCUGUAGCUCAAAAAUCUCAAGUAUUUCCAACAUUAACAACAGAAGAAAUUACAGAAUCUGCAAAACCUGAAAUAAAGAAAAUAAUACCUGAACAAAUUCCAUUUGAAGGUAUACAACAAAUCGAAGCAAUCCUUCACGAAAGCGAAGGUUCAUUAAGCCCAGAUAAAAAAACUCCAAGUACAACAGCCGAAGUUUCAUUCGGCGUUUCCGAAAGCGUUCAAGUUAUUCAAGUAACUGCUACCGAAAAGGAAACAAAAGAUGUGAUAAAAAAUCUGGAAGAAGCAACUCAACAAACAGCCGAGCAAAGCAUGCUAAGUAUGUCCGUAGCUCAAAAAUCUCAAGUAUUUCCGACAUUAGCAACAGAAGUUAUAGAAUCUGUAAAACCUGAAAUAAAGAAAAUAAUACCUGAACAAAUACCAUUUGAAAGUAUACAACAGAUUGAAUCAAUUCUUCAUGAAAGUGAACGUUCGUUGCAUCCUGAUAAAAAGAGACCAGAUGCAACAGCCGAAGUUUCAUUUCACGUUUCCGAAGGCGUUGAGGUUAUCCACGUAACUGCUGCAGAAAAAGAAACAAAAGAAGCAGUAAAAAUAUUGGAAGGAGUAAUUAAACAAACAGCCGAACAAAGCAUGCUGAGUAUGCCGGUGGCUGAGAAAACUCAAAUGGUUACAUCAUCAACAACACAGGAAAUUAUAGAAUUUCCUAAACCUGAAUUAAAGACAAUAAUACCGGAACAAAUACCAUUUGAAGGUAUACAACAAAUAGAGUCAAUUUCUCAUGAAAGUGAACGUUCAUUUACUCCCGAUAAAAAAAUGUCAAGUACAACGGCCGACGUUACAUUUUGCAUUUCCGAAGGCAUUGAAGUUACUCAAGUAAUCAGUACGGAAAAAGAAACAAAAGAAACUGUAAAAAGUUUGGGAGAAGCAACUAAACAGACUGCCGAACAAAGCAUACUGAGUAUGCCCGUAGCACAAAAAUCACAAAUAAUUGCGUCAUCGACAAUUGAAGAAAUUUUAGAGUCAAUAAAACCUGAGGUAAAAAAAAUAAUACCUGAACAAAUACCAUUUGACAGUAUACAACAAAUUGAAUCGAUUCCUCAUGAAAAAGAACGUCUGCUCGUUUCUGAUAAGAAAACACCAAGUGCAAUAGCCGAUGUUGCAUUUCGUACUUCCGAAGGCAUCGAAGUUAUACAAGUAACCGCUACGGAGAAGGAACAAAAAAUGUCAUAAAAAUGUUGGAAGAAGCAAUUAAAGAGACUGCCGAGCAGAGCAUGCUGAGUAUGCCUGUAGCACAAAAAUCACAAGUAGUUGCGUCAUCGACAACCAAAGAAAUUGUAGAGUUUGCAAAA